Penicillium alfredii is the source of this 804-nucleotide messenger RNA. RefSeq names its product aldo/keto reductase family protein. The record is from RefSeq and is a predicted model, not a curated record. NCBI's taxonomy places the organism in Eukaryota, Fungi, Ascomycota, Eurotiomycetes, Eurotiales, Aspergillaceae. Gene Ontology annotation, molecular function: oxidoreductase activity. The transcript has 4 exons. Bases 1 to 804 code for a protein of 267 amino acids.
AUGGCGCUCUCGCUUCAGUCUACGUACAAGCUGGUCUCCGGCUAUGAAAUCCCCGUUGUCGGAUUUGGGGAACGCAAAUUGACUUUGCUACCGCAGGUCGACAGCGCCAAAUACUACGAGAACGAGGCGGAGUGCGCUGAGGCCAUCCGCAAGUCAGGAGUGGACCGAUCGCAGAUCUUCUACACCAGCAAGGUGCCUCGGGGAAUGAUGGGAUACGAGUUGGCAAAGCAGGCAAUUGAGGAAAGCAUCGCAGCGGCGAACCUGGGUUAUAUUGACUUGAUGCUGCUCCACGCACCCUACGGCGGGAGGGAAGGCCGACAAGGCGCAUGGCGCGCACUGGUGGAGGCACAGAAAGCGGGCAAGAUCCGGUCGCUCGGUGUGUCGAACUUCGGCAUCCAGCACCUCGAGGAGCUGGAGACGUACAUCCAGAGUGGCGUGGGCGGCCAGAUCACCGUGGGCCAGUACGAGAUCCACCCCUGGUGUCCGCGCGAGGACAUCGCCGAGUGGUUCCGCAAGCGCAACAUCGUGGUCGAGGCCUACUCGCCCCUGGUGCAGGCGACGCGGAUGCAGGAGCCGGUUCUGCGGAACCUGGCUAAGAAGCACAGCAAGACCCCCGCGCAAAUCCUGAUCCGCUGGAGCUUGCAAAAGGGAUAUGUGCCCCUGCCCAAGUCGGUGACCGAAUCGCGCAUCGUGGAGAACGCAGAAGUCUUCGAUUUUGCGCUGUCCGAGGAGGAUAUGGCCAGUCUGCAGCUCGACUCGUAUGCGCCCGUGUGCUGGGAUCCGGUGCGGGAAUGUAAGAUCUAA